This is a messenger RNA of Magnusiomyces paraingens, 2247 nucleotides long. RefSeq lists its product as uncharacterized. Lineage: Eukaryota; Fungi; Ascomycota; Dipodascomycetes; Dipodascales; Dipodascaceae. The coding region runs from base 1 to 2247 and encodes 748 amino acids. The record is from RefSeq and is a predicted model, not a curated record. The transcript has 2 exons.
AUGCUGGAAUCAAUGAUCUUCGAUCCAGAAACAAUUUUCAAUGCACCAGGCAUGGAAGCCCUGUGCAACCCUGACUCAAAAUUAUUUAAAGAAUUUGAUGCCGAUAAUACCGACCUUUCCAGUGAAAUUCUUGAGUCUUCAGCAGCACCAUUAAUUGAUUCGUCGCAGUUUUGCGUUGCACCAAGACCCUCAUCGUUUUCUUCAAUGCAGCAGCCCCCAUCACUACACGCAUCGGGCUCCACACGACCAGUUUCCGCAUCGUCGGUCGACAGCUUGGGACUCGCAUAUCUGGCUUCUGGGGGGAAUUCCCAGGUGCACAGCCCUAUUACCGGGCUGUGCAAUUUUGGAAGUGGCCAAGGGCCUGGAGUUGCCAAUCAAAAUAGUAGUGUCAACAAUACAUCAAAUGGCUUUUUUUCUGAGUAUACAAGUAAACCAGUUUUGGAUGGUGAAGAAGCGUCAGGACAUAGCUUAUUUAUGGCGCCUCAACAAAUGCUUACUACACACUUGGUGCCUUCUGCGUUUGAUGACGAUUUGGUCAACCGCUCACGCCAGUCAUCGUCUACUUCAUCAUUGGCAGCGGCCGGAGCUCAUGAAGCUUUUUAUUGGACUUCACAGGUAACAAGUCCUGUGGUGGAAGGGUAUGAAGAUGCGCGAGCAGCUGCAAUUCAACAGUCAAGCAAUGGCACGGUGGAGGAUAGCAUGAUGACAAUGAUGAUGAUGAUGCGAUGUAGGACAACAACUCGGACGGAAGAGACUCCCGCAGUGUUUGACGAUUCGUUGAUGGCCCACAUGUCGCAUUUUGGAGGGGGCACUGAAGACGAUGAUGCCGGGAAUGGCCACACGCAUACAGGGCUUACUUAUUUCAAUACUGGACCUGUGGGCAUGACUACGCUACCAUCGAAUAGAGGGCCUACGGGGCAGCUGAGUGCAGGGGUUUCAGGAAUUGAGGAGCCCGGGUUGAUGAUGAGUUAUCCGAGUGAAGUCGAGCUUACAUCGAUGAUUGGCACGUCAGCUGGGCUGCGCCCUGCGCCGCAGUUUAAUUUGGAUAUUGCGGCGACAGCUGGGCCCAGAAGUGUUGGAACAAAUGGCAUGAUUGUGGCUGGGCCUGCGACAACACAAUUAGAUUUUGCGGUGCCUGCCGGGACUUGGGUUGUGGCCGAAGAGUGCACAGGACCAAUGGGUGUGCCAGUUUUGGGAGCAGCGGGUGUGCCAGCAACUGCACUGGUGACGCCAACGAAUGGGAGGAGCCUUCCACGGGUUGGACGUAUGGAUGGAGCAGUAGCCGGAGCCGGAGCCGGAGUUGGAGUUGGAGCAGCCGCACCUACGGGCAUAAGCCGUGCGGCCCCGAGUGCAACAGCAUCAUCAACAACACGCAUGCGGCGUGCCAAUACUAGUGCAACAAGCUCAUCUCAUCAUAAUCGUCAAGUCUGUGGAGCGUCGCCGAUUGCAUUGUCACAGACUAGCACGAGCAGUGCGGGGAAGCGCGGAAACAAUUUGAGCACGAACUAUGAUGAUGACGACGACGCGUUGCUGGAACUUGCGCAGGAAUCAAUGGUACCUGGUGAAAUGAUUGUGCGGCUGGACUAUACGGAAGGUUCGGGGUACUACCGCGGCGGUGCACAUAAUCGGCGGUCGGGGGCUGUUGAGUCAAAUGUUGGUGCAACUACAUCUGUUUUUGCUACUGCUGCUGCUGCGGCGGCGGCGGCGGCGGCAGCAGCAGCUGCUGCUGCUCGUGAAGGAGGUGCCAGCGGAUCUGGUGGAGAUGACGAGCCAUUGGAUAAGCCUGGGGCGCAUAACAAGGGCGAAUUGGUGAAGCUGCGGUGUCCAGAUUUUGCUCGAUCGGCCAAGGGUGGGGAAGGAGGAGCGAUUUGGGGGUUUUUAAAUUUACGGCCACGGCGUGCUUGGAAGCGGUCUCGUCGGUACGAUAAUGGGUCCAAGAAUGAAAAUAAAGGGAGUCCGACAUCGACGACAACGACGACAACGACUACGGCUACGUCUACGGCAACGACCACGGCAGCAGUAGCAGUUGUUGAAGCAGGGCCAAGCUCGAGUAGGCGGCGCAGUGGAAAUGGGACGGAGGGGACGAGCGAUGGAGAAGCUGGAUCCACGAGCAAGGUGGAAAAGCGGCGAUCGAUGGGCAGCAGUGCUGCAAAUCGACGUAAAUCGGCAGCGAUGGCAGCAGCAGCAGCAGUGAGUGCCGACGGGACUAGUGUUUCUAGGACACGGUCUCGGCGGGCGCCCGAGUAA